Fundulus heteroclitus (mummichog) is the source of this 1201-nucleotide messenger RNA. It is a transcript of the gene asb13a.1, whose product is annotated as ankyrin repeat and SOCS box containing 13a, tandem duplicate 1. Gene Ontology annotation, biological process: protein ubiquitination; positive regulation of protein catabolic process; intracellular signal transduction. The transcript is spliced from 6 exons. The record is from RefSeq and is a predicted model, not a curated record. The coding region runs from base 222 to 1037 and encodes 271 amino acids. Lineage: Eukaryota; Metazoa; Chordata; Actinopteri; Cyprinodontiformes; Fundulidae. Gene Ontology annotation, molecular function: protein binding.
GGACACUGGGAGUGAGCGGGAUCCAGUCAGCUGUUCAGCAGCCACAUGGUUCAUGCAACCAGGCUGGACUAGACAGAGCAGAGCAGAGCAGGGUUCUCCGGUUAGGCGGUCGCAAAUCCGCACCCACACGAACGCAGCAAGUGUAUUUUUAUUUGCCACACGGCUUGAAUUUCUCCACCAGUUUAGAGGUGGAGACUCGUUGCUCCUUAUUUAACCAGAACAUGAAAGGUUCCUGGGCAGACCGUACCGCUCUGCACGAAGCAGCGUCCCAUGGCAGGGCCCUCCAGCUGAAGCAGCUCAUAGAAAGCGGGGCCUCUGUUAACAUGGUGACUGUGGAUAACAUCACUCCGCUACACGAAGCCUGCAUACAGGCUCAUCCAAACUGCGCCCGGCUGCUGCUGGAGGCCGGAGCUCAGGUGGACAUCCGGACCAUCCACGGCAGCACUCCUCUCUGCAACGCCUGUGCUGCUGGCAGCCUGCAGUGUGCGAAGCUGCUCUUGGAGUACGGAGCCAAAGUGAACCCAUCUCUAACGGCCUUAACUGCGUCUCCGCUCCAUGAGGCCUGCAUCCAGGGUAAUGUUGAAGUGGUGAGGCUGAUGAUAACCAGUGGUGCCAAUCUGGAAGCCUUUGAUGUCCACUUCGGGCCUCCCCUUCACAUAGCAUGUGCUAAAGGGCGCGUGGAGUGUGUCAAGGAGCUGCUAAAAGCAGGGGCCAAUGUGAACUCGGUGAAGUUCCACGAGACGGCUUUGCACCACGCUGCUCGAGUCCACCUGGUGGACAUGAUCGAGCUGCUGGUGGAGUUUGGAGCCAACGUGUACGCCAGCGACAAUCUUGGAAGAAAGCCCAUCGACUACACAACACCAUCGUCCCCCGCUUACUCCUGCCUCGGGUUUUAUGAAAGUAAUCCUCUGAACCUUCAGCAGCUUUGCAGGAUUGUCUUGAGGAGGAUGCUGGGUACCAGAGCCUCGGACGUCAUGGACCGGCUGCACCUCUCCCGCCGCAUCUACAGCUACCUCCAGUUCUGCGAUCACUCUUGAAGAAUUCUUCAAUCAAUCGUCCUGAAAGUGCAACUGUGUUCAGUCUAAAUGUGUUGUGUGCAUUCAAUUUAGGUAAAUUGAAAAAUCUCAUGUUAAGAAAUAAUUGUUAACACAAUCACUCAAUGCCUCUUAUGUUCACUUGAAAAUAAAUGUAACUGAAUCUU